Molecule: messenger RNA, 7953 nt
Organism: Callithrix jacchus (white-tufted-ear marmoset)
Lineage: Eukaryota; Metazoa; Chordata; Mammalia; Primates; Cebidae
Biological process (GO): regulation of transcription by RNA polymerase II
Molecular function (GO): DNA-binding transcription factor activity, RNA polymerase II-specific; RNA polymerase II cis-regulatory region sequence-specific DNA binding
Source: RefSeq, a predicted model, not a curated record
GGAGCUCCACCUCCUCAUUUGGGUUCCCGGGACUACGGGGAAGCGGUUUGGGAAGCUCCGGCGUAGGCUGGGGAAGCUCCGGCGUAGGCUGGGAAAGCAGAGGUGGCGCAGCUGGGGCGGGAGUGUGGGACCAACCGGGAGGGCAGCGUUUGUGCCCGGGAGCGGGAGGGGAAUAGGGAAGUUUGUGGGAUCUCUGCCCCCAGCGCCAGUGGAUGCGACCCGGUGGGCCCUCGGCUGGGAAGGCCAGUGGAGAAAAGGUGGGACUCCGGCCGCGGGCUCCGGCGGCGGCUGGGGCUGAGCGCGGGUCUGGAGCAGGUGUGCGGUGUUGGCCGCGGUGUGCGGGACGGGAGCUUGGCGCGAGCGGCGGCGGGAGGGGAAAGCGCGUUUGUAACGCGGGCGACAGCGUGCCGGAAAUCCCCGGACAGUGGGUCUGCAUCGAGACCUUGAGCUCUGGAGCUGGAAAAACCCGGCUGAGGCUUCACAGUUCUCUACACUCUCCAAGAGCCACAGAAAAUGAACACAUUUCAGGAUACUGCUUUACAAAACCAGAACUGAUCUUCACGUUGGAGCAAGGAGAAGAUCCAUGGUUAUUAGAGAAAGAGAAGGGAUUUCUAAGCAGGACCUCCCCAGAAAACUCCCAACCUGAUGAAAUCUCAGAGAAGAGUCAAGAAAAUCAAGGCAAAUAUUUGUGGCAAGUUUUAUUCACCAAUAAAUUAUUGACUGCAGAGCAAGAAAUUUCAGGAAAACCACAUAAUCAGGACAUAAACAUUUUUCCUGCCAGAAUGAUGAUGCCUUGUAAAUGUGACACUGCGGGGUCUGCUUACCAGAGUCUGAGCCCACUGGCCCCACACUGUCAAUAUUCAAAAGAAAAGGCUCAUGAGCAUAAUGUAUGUGACAAAUGUCUUGUCAGUAUUAAGGAUGGCAGAACUAACACUCAAGAGAAAUCUUUCACUUACAGUAAAAUUGUGAAAACCCUCAGUCCUAAUGAGAAAGUUAUUCAACAUCAGAUAAUUCAGACUUUGGGGAAGGAUUUUGAAUAUAAUGAAAGUAGAAAAGCUUUUCUUGAAAAGGCUGCCCUUGUUACAUCUAAUAGUACCCACCAUAAAGGAAAAUCUUACAACUUCAAUAAAUUUGGGGAAAACAAAUAUGAGAAAUCAACCUUUAUUAUUCCUCAGAACAUUCAUCAAGAGAAGAGUCACUAUGAGUUUAAAGAUGCUGGAAAUUGUUUCUGUAGGAUCACUCUCAAAACUGAUACAGAAGGGAAAUCUUUCAGCCCAAAGUCACACAUUAGAGACCAUCAUAGAAUUCAUAUAGGGAUGAAACCCUUUGAAUAUGGAAAAAGUUUCAACCAUAAUUCAGCCCUCCCAGUGCAUCAGGGAACUCAUGCAACAGAUAAAUCAUCUGAUUAUAACACAUGUACAGAGACAUUCAGCUACCAGUCAACUUUCAGUGUACAUCAGAAAGCUCACAUAAGGGCAAAACCCUAUGAGUGUAAUGAAUGUGGCAAAUCCUGCUCUAUGAAUUCACGCUUGAUUUGGCCUCAGAAAAGUCACACAGGGGAGAAACCCUAUGAAUGUCAUGAAUGCGGGAAAGCCUUCAGUGAAAAGUCACGCCUAAGAAAACAUCAGAGAACUCACACAGGUGAGAAACCAUAUAAAUGUGAUGAAUGUGAAAAAACUUUCAGUGCAAAGUCAGGCCUAAGAAUACACCAGAGAACCCACACAGGAGAGAAACCAUUUGAAUGUAAUGAAUGUGGGAAGUCUUUUAACUAUAAGUCAAUCCUCAUAGUACAUCAGAGAACUCACACAGGGGAGAAACCUUUUGAAUGUAGUGAAUGUGGGAAAUCUUUCAGCCAUAUGUCAGGCCUAAGGAAUCAUCGAAGAACUCACACAGGGGAAAGACCAUAUAAAUGUGAUGAAUGUGGGAAAGCAUUCAAACUGAAAUCAGGCCUAAGAAAACAUCAUAGAACACACACAGGGGAGAAGCCCUACAAAUGUAAUCAGUGUGGAAAAGCUUUUGGUCAGAAAUCACAACUGAGAGGACAUCAUAGAAUUCACACAGGGGAAAAACCCUAUAAAUGUAAUCAUUGUGGGGAAGCUUUCAGUCAAAAAUCAAACCUCAGAGUCCAUCACAGAACUCAUACUGGGGAGAAACCUUAUAAAUGUGAGGAAUGUGGAAAAACUUUCAGGCAGAAAUCAAAUCUCAGAGGGCAUCAGAGAACUCACACUGGGGAGAAGCCCUAUGAAUGUAAUGAAUGUGGAAAAGCUUUCAGUGAGAAGUCAGUCCUAAGAAAACAUCAGCGAACUCACACUGGGGAGAAACCAUUUAAUUGUAAUCAGUGUGGGGAAGCUUUCACUCAGAAAUCAAAUCUCAGAGUACAUCAGAGAACUCACACAGGGGAGAAACCCUAUAAAUGUGAUAAAUGUGGGAAAACUUUCAGUCAAAAAUCAAGCCUUAGAGAGCAUCAGAAAGCCCACUCAGGGGAUUAAACAUGUGCAUAUAAAGAAUAUGAAAAAACUCUGAGCUGGAAAUCAAACUUCACAAUACAUAAAUGAACCACAGAAGAGAACUGUUAAUGUAGUGAGCAUUGCAAUUUCUUCUACAAUUUCAGCCUCCACCGAACAUCAAAGAACUUAGGAGAUAAAUUGUUGAAAUGUAUUUUACAUGGAAAUUCUGUCAGCCAGAGUGCAAUCUUCCAUGGAUAUUAGAGAGCUCACCCAGCAAAAAAACCCUAUAAAGAUAAUGAAUAUGGAAAAUACUUUUGUGAACUCAUUCCUCAGAAAACUCAUGCUGCAGAAAAGCUCUGAGAAAGUAAAAAUGUGAAAACUUUGUGCCAGCAAUCAAAACUCAUUCAUAAUCAAAGAAGUCACACAAUGAGGAAAGCUAGAAUAUAAAAAGUGUGUGAUAAACUUUAGCCAGAAGUCAGUACAGUAGAAAAUACAUACAGGAUAGAGACCUCAUCGUAUAUUAAGCAAGAAAUGAAGAUAAUGGAUGUGGGAAAUUCUUCUGCCAUGUCAAUCCUCAUUUUAACUUACACAGAGGUAAUCCCUAUUUAAUAACUAUUGAAAUGUUUACUAGUAAUCAUUUUCACUUCUCCCUCAUGCCGCACCUGGCCUAAAUGCUCAACCACUCUAUCAUCUAAAUGGGGUCAUAUUGUUACCCUCUAGCUAAUGGAAUAUUGGGGUCAAUUGCAGACAGGUCUUAAAUACAUCAGUCAAAUUGUCAAUAUUUUCUUCUGUCCCUCAUUAGAAUGAAAUGGAGGAAAACCUUGGGACUCAGGCUCUGACGAUGGAAAACAAGAUUGUAGGAAUCAAGGUCAGAGAAGGACCCUGUGGCAUGGAGUUUUCUCCUCAAUGUACACAGUUGGACUUUUUGCAGUGAGGAAAUAAAUUUGUUCCCUCCUGAGCUUCUAAAGGUCUCGGUAUACUUGAUACUGACAGAAACUCAACAAUACUCACAUAAUAAAACAUAUGAGUAUGAUUUUUCAGGAUGUCUGAACUCAGUGUAUGUCAGAAAAGUCACAUAGAACAAACCUCCAACAGCAUCCUGAAUGACCAUAGCUUCUAUCUCCAAGUCUUACACAUCAGUCAGGUAAUAUCAGACAAAAUCUGACAUUUUAACAAAUGAAGGAAAUUCUUCACACACACACAGACACACACAGUCACACAUACAUACCAAAAAUCCCAUUAAAUAUCUGAUAAUUUAGUUUUGAAUGUGUAAAAGUUUUCAAAAAUUAUCAUAUUUUAUAUCAGAGCUUGUUACAAGGGGAAAAUCUAUCAGUUUGAGAAAGGUAAGUAAAGCCUUUAUCUAGGUAUUGCUAUAUGAGAACUGUUGUUUCAUAUAUAGUAUCAAAACCUUUAAUGAAGUAACAUUGGUAGACAUUCACUAUCAUAAAAAGCCUAAAAUGAACAAGAAAUAAACUGCAUAAACUGAAAAGCAGCGUUGCAAACGUGAAUAUUUUGUGAAUUAUUGUUUAUGUUCGUAUAUGUGCAUGCUACUUAUCAUGUAUUUGUUUUACGUAUCUUAGAACUCAACAUCACUUAAGAGAAUUGUGUUCAUCUUGCUUUAUAACUACUCUGACGUCAGCCACAAUUUGCCACAUGAGUAUUAAUAACAAACCUUGUACAGAAGGGUUUUUACUGAUACCACAUUCCUGUCUCCUGCUGCCUUCUGAUGUGUCUGUCUAGUAAAGGCCAUUGUUACUAAACUGCCUCUUUUCAAAGAAGCCAGUGUCACCAAUACAUUUCUUUCUCUCUCUUCUUUCUCUCUCUCUCUCUCUGUGUGUGUGUGUGUGUGUGUGUGUCUCACACACAAAUAUAUAAGGAAAUUUUAUGUAUAUAUAAUCAUAUAUAAGGAAAUUAUAUAUAUAUAACUUAUAUCACUGAUUCUUUCCUAGCAGUGUUGAGUGUAGUAAUGGACCCUUGGGAGGCAUUCUUCAUUCAUGGUGCUUUGUUUUUCAUUUUUAGCAUUUAAAUUUUAUUAUAGUUUUGACCUCUUUGCCACAGUUCUCUGAUAAGGCAUGUUGUCUGGUUUUCCCACUGGAGUCACUUUAUAUGGCAGUUGGCAUUCUCUCUCAGUUAAACUACUUCUUGGAUCUUCGUUUCUCUCUACAACCACCUAGUUUUCAAGAUAGUUUUUUUUUGCUCUGUGACCUCAGAUACCGGGUGCAUUGAAGAAAAAUUAAAGUCUUCCCAGCUGUCUUCUUGGUUUAUGGAUGGAAGCAGUGCUCUUUCCUGCUCUAUAUUUCUCUGAGUUAUAACUGAACAUCCUCAGUUGUUUUUUGACAAAUGUUCCAGGGUAAUUUGAUGGGGAAAUUAUUAUUUUCAAAAAUGAUGCUAUGAUAAUUGCAUUAGACCAUUCUCACACUGGUAUGAAGAAAUACCGGAGACUGAGUAAUUUGAGUAAUUUGUAAAGAGAUUUAAUUGACUCACAGUUCCGCAUGGCUGAGGAGGCCUCAGGAGACUUAUAGUCGGGACAAGGCAAAGGAGAAGCAGGCACCUUUUUUGCAGGGCAGUGGGAUGGAAUGAGUGCACACAGGGGAAAUGCCAGAUGCCAUAAAACCAUCAGCUCUGAUGAGAUUCACUCACUGUCACAAGAACAGCAUGGGGAAAACUGCCCCCCAUGAUCCAGUUACCUCCAGCUGGUCCCACCCUUGACAUGUGGGGAUUUAGGGAUUACAAUUCAAGAUGGGAUUUUGGUGGAGACAGCCAAACUGUAUCAGUAAUGAUACUUAUAUAUUGUAAAUGCAACUUGAUCUUUACACCAUAAUUUAAGACUUACUCAAAAUAAAUCACAGAUCCAAACAAAAUCACCUAAAGUUCAAAAUUUAUGUUAGAAAAUCAAAGAAACUGACUGGGUAUGGUGGCUCACCUGUGUAAUCCUAGCACCUCAGGAGGCCAAAGCAGGAGGAUUGUUUGAAGCCGGGAGUUCAAGGCCAUCCUGGACAAUAUAAUGAGACCUCAUCUCUACAAAAAAUAAUGAAGCAUAGUGGCACAUGCCUAUACUCCUAGUCCUAGCUUCUUGGGAGGCUGGGGUGGGAGGAUUGCUUGUGCCCAGGACUUUGAGGCUGUGGUGAGCUAUGAUCAUGCCACUGUACUCCAGCCUGGGCAACUGAGCAAGACUCUGUUUCUUAAAGGAAAAAUUAAGAAUGUUUAUAAUACAGACAGUGCAGUUAUAAUGGACCAAAAAAGGAAAAUGUUAAAAUAGAUAUUUCACUAAAGAUAUAUAGUUGGCCAAUAAAUACUAGAAAUAAUGUCCAAAGCUUUGGUCAGCAAGAAAGUGCAUGUUCGUGUGACAGCAGUACACAUCCAUUUCAUAGCUUCUUGUAAAGAUGACAAUACUUUACCUACAACCAGCAAUUUUCAUCUAGGCAUUUACCCCAGAGAAACACAAAGAAUUAUAUGCAAAUGUUCAUAGAAUCUUUACUCAACCCCAAAUUGUAAAUAAUUAGAAUAUCAACAGAAAAACAUAUCAACAGUAAUUUUACUGUGUAAUGGAAUACAGCAGUACGAAGAAGGAGCUACUAAUGCAUGCAGCACCACUGAUAGAUCUUAAGACUGUGCUGAGCAAAAGAAGCCAGGUCAAGAGGGUAGACUGUAUUAUGUCUAUUUAUAUAAAAUCCUAGGAAAGACAUCUAAACUAGAAGGAUAGAAAGAAAGUAGACCAUUCAUUGCCUAAGGCUGGGCGCAGUGGGUGUGAGGAUCCACUGGUGAGAGGAAGAAAGGAAUUUUUUAUGGUGGAAUGUUCCAUAUAUAAAUGGUGAUGUUUACAAAGCUGUAUAAAUUUUUAGAACCCAUCGAAAUAUAGUAAAAAUUUGUAUAUGUUGCACAAAGUACACUUCUAUACAGUUAACUCUUAAAAUAAUAAAAGUGAGUUUAGGGUCCCCAAUAUGUUAUGAAACCUAGUAGAUUCUCAGUUUACUAAACGGCUUAUUGACAUCAGUGCUUGAGUAUUCAUUCCCUUUCUUCCCAUAUGGCUGUGACCUGGGAGAGUCAGUUCUCCUUGAAUACGUCUCAGUUUCCUCAUCACCAUGAUGCGGGUAAUUACCUAUAAUCCUUUUUGAUGGAGUUUUCUGAGUUAAUCUGUGUCAGUUCCUUAAUAAGUGAGCAAUAGGUAAUUAUCGGCAUUAAAUAUUUUACCAGUAUUAUUUUUUUUAAAAAAGAAAAUAAAUGCCUAUGCUCCUUAAAAGGGCCUAAACAAAAAUAAAAAAGAUAAAUUAGGCCUAAAGGAGAUUCUUCCACGAUGUGGUGGGGGUGUUGGAGUUCCUCAUACUAUAGUAGCAUCAAUUUUUCUUAAACUCUCUGAUGAGAUUGUUUCUGAAAAUUUUUAAAUCUCAAGCCUUUUAUUCUCCUGUCAACUGGCUAAAGGACUUAGCCCAGUUUAUAACUGUUGAGUUCCCAACAAAUUGCUUUUCCACAAAAAGUUUGGGCAUGACUUCAUGCAUCUCCAGCUUCUCUCUGCUAGAAGUUUGAAGAAUCCAGAACUAAGCUGGAGUACUGUCAACCUUGGGUUUUUUGUUAUACUCCCGGAUAGAAGUUACACAGCAGAUGUAUAAAUACUCUAGAGAAAAAUUAUUUCAAGUAUUGAAGAAUUGCACACACCCACCACUUAGCUUUUUUCAGCAUAUAAUGGCCACUCUUGCCUUGAGUUCAGUUUCCAUGUUACACAGGAGGUGAUUUCAGUUGUGUCCCAUGAUGCAUUUUACACAGAAACUGCAUUGAGUUAUCUAGACAGUAGAAUCACAUCACAACAAUUUCCAAAAGAGAAGAGGAUUCAGAGACUGGCAGCUGAGUUGGCCCUCAUCGUGGGCAAAAAGAAUGAAGUUUCACAUUCGCUAUGGUUUGAAUGUGUUCCCCAAAGUUCAUGUGCUGGAAACUUAAUUCCUAAUGCAACAGAGUUCAGAUAUGAAAUCUUUAAGAGACAAUUAGGUCAUGAGUGCUUUCCCAUCAUGAAUGGAUUAAUUUCUCUCACACGAGUGGGUUUAUUAUCAAGACAGCGACUUUGUUAUAAAAGCAAGUUGAGCCCUCUUGUGCUUUCUCAUGGGUACACUCUUAAAUGUGAUGCCUUCUGCCAUGUUAUGAUGUAGCAAGAAGUCUCUCACCACAUGCGGCCCCUUGAUCUUGGACUUUCUAGCCUCCAAAAGUGUUUUUUUUCAUAAACUUUUAUUUAUAAGCUCUGCAGUUUCUGGUGUUCUGUUAACACAAAAUGGACUAAACAUUCUUCACACAUGUCAGGACCUGAAAAAAUAACCACCAUCAUUUCAAGUGGUAAAGGGAACCCUGCCAGUGUGUAGAGUUCAUGGGGGCAUGACUUGGGCCACAUCUUGGGAACUCUUCUGAGUUAAGUGUAGAAUUUUAACAAGGAUUCUGAGAGGAGACUGAACUCAAUUCAUAGAUGCCAUUCCAUAUUCCUAAGGGAAACAUUUUUAUCAGUGAUAUGGAUAUGACAGUACUG